AGGGCAAGCAGGCUGAGAGUCAAUCCAGUGCUCAGCUCCUCUCUGCAGACUGGGAAAAGAGUGAGAGAAAGAAGGCAAGAAAACGCUUCCAGAAGCAGGAGGAAACGCAGAAGGAAGAAAUCUGGCAAGCAGAGACUUUCAGAGGAAGACCUGAUCACGGAUAUCGUUUAUAUAUAGAAAUUGUUUAUAUAUAUAUCUAUAUAUAUUUGUACACACGCAUAUUGAUAUUUAUAGAAAUAUAUAUGUAUACAUAUAUACCUGUAUAUAAUUGUAUUUGUGCUCAUCUGUUUAUAUUGAUAUUUUUAUAUGUACUUGUGUGUGUGUAAAUAUAUACAUAUAUAAACAAAUGAAUAUAUAUAUCUAUGAAUUUAUAUACAUAUCACUGUGAAGCAACAGAAGCAAGAAGAGAACUCGACCAUCGGGGCUGGUCUCUGAUUCCGAGAUCAUACACACUAUUUUCAGCAUUAUUUUUCCAAGCCUUUUGCAUCGACCGGAGGAAGACUACCAAGCUUUUUCUAUUUUUCAUCACCCUGUUGCUACCUCCUCAUCUCUUUUUGUGGAUCGCCAGGAACAAAGAGGAGGAUAACAGGGUUUGUGAAGAUUUCUGCCAUUUGUGCUGCCGUUCUGCGCGCUGCGUUUGAUCUGAGCAGGCAGCAGCAGCAGCAGUGAGAUAGAAAGAGACAGAGAGCGCUGCACCGCGUGAACUAGCCAGCAUGCACAAACAUCACCACUGCUGCAAGUGCCCAGAAUGCUAUGAAGUGACCCGCAUGGCCGCCCUGCGCAGGAUGGACGCCCCAGCAUAUGGAGACUGGCAGCCCGAACCCUACGGAUACCCAGCCGGCUAUGGGGGCGGCCAGACCUUACCGCCCCAGACCUCGGGUGGAGGAGGGGGAAUGGGUGGAGGGGGCACUUUGGGGAGAAGUAAAGGGAAAAUGAUGUCAGCUGGGGGUCCUGGAGGUCCCAACCCCAAAAGCCAAUCCAAGGGCGGCCCCAAGGUGAAUGGUAACAACUCAGGAGGGCAAGGAGGAUGGUGGCCCGAGUGCACCUGUUCCAACCGGGACUGGUAUGACCAGGUGAAUGGGAGUGAUGGCAUGUAUAAAUAUGAAGAAAUCAUUUUGGAGAGGGGCAACUCUGGCCUUGGGUUCAGCAUUGCUGGAGGCAUGGAUAAUCCACACAUUCCUGAUGAUCCAGGAAUUUUCAUCACUAAGAUCAUCCCAGGAGGUGCAGCUGCCAUGGAUGGGAGACUAGGGGUAAAUGACUGUGUUCUGCGGGUGAAUGAUGUGGACGUGUCAGAGGUUGUGCACAGCAAGGCAGUAGAGGCUUUGAAGGAGGCAGGCCCAGUGGUCAGGUUGCUGGUGCGCAGAAGACAGGCUCCUCCUGAGACCAUUUUGGAGGUCAAUCUGCUCAAAGGGCCUAAAGGUCUUGGCUUCAGUAUUGCUGGGGGAAUAGGCAACCAGCACAUCCCGGGUGACAACAGUAUCUACAUCACUAAGAUCAUUGAGGGUGGUGCGGCACAGAAGGAUGGACGACUGCAGACGGGCGAUCGCCUAUUGGCUGUGAAUAACAUUAUACUUCAGGAUGUGCGUCAUGAGGAGGCUGUGGCCGCCCUGAAGAACACUUCAGACAUGGUUUAUCUGAAAGUGGCCAAACCGGGACCAGUACAUCUCAACGACAUGUACGCCCCACCAGACUACUCCAGCACCUUCCCCACCAUGGUGGACAACCACGUCGGACACAAUUCCAGCAUGGCCUACAUGGGGGGCAUGGAGCCUAAACCAGUGUACCAGCCACCCCAGGUCACCCCAUCGCGGUACUCACCGGUCCCACGACACAUGCUGGGGGAGGAAGACUUCACCAGGGAGCCGCGGAAGAUCCUGCUGCACAAGGGUUCCACAGGCUUGGGAUUCAACAUUGUGGGCGGUGAGGAUGGAGAGGGCAUCUUUGUGUCUUUCAUCUUGGCAGGAGGGCCAGCCGAUCUGAGUGGAGAGCUGAGGAGAGGAGACCGUAUCCUGUCGGUGAAUGGAGUAAACUUGCGCAACGCUACCCAUGAGCAGGCUGCCGCUGCACUGAAGAGGGCUGGACAGACGGUCACCAUCAUUGCCCAGUACAGACCAGAAGAAUACAGCCGUUUUGAGUCCAAGAUCCACGACUUGAGGGAGCAGAUGAUGAACAGCAGCAUGAGCUCUGGCUCCGGCUCGCUCCGCACCAGUGAGAAACGCUCCCUCUAUGUCAGAGGCUCUUUUGACUAUGACAGGACCAGGGACAGUUGCCUCCCCAGCCAGGGUCUGAGUUUCUCCUAUGGGGACAUCCUGGCAUGUCAUCAAGCCUCGGAUGAUGAGUGGUGGCAGGCACGGCUGUAACACCCCAUGGGAAGUGAGCAAAUUGGGGGUCAUACCAAGCAAGAAAAGUGGAAAAGAAAGAAGCGCGCACGGUUUAAAAAAACGGGUCAAAUUCCCACGCAAGGACGGCAUGGAAUUGAGUCCAACCGGGACUUCCCAGGGUUAAGCGAUGACUUUUAUGGAUCAAAGAGUUUGAAGGGGCAGGAAGACACAAUUCUCUCAUAUGAGCCAGUAAUUCGACAGGAGAUCCAUUACACAAGGCCUGUGAUUAUCCUGGGUCCGAUGAAGGACAGAGUAAAUGAUGACUUGAUCUCAGAGUUUCCCCACAAGUUUGGAUCCUGCGUUCCACAUACAACUCGUCCUCGGCGAGAGAAUGAGAUGGACGGCCAGGACUACCACUUUGUGGGUUCAAGGGAGCAAAUGGAGAAGGACAUUCAGGACAACAAAUUUAUCGAGGCCGGCCAGUUCAACGAGAAUCUGUACGGGACCAGCAUCCUGUCUGUUCGGGCAGUGGCUGAAAGGGGCAAACACUGUAUCCUGGACGUGUCUGGAAACGCCAUAAAGCGACUGCAGCAAGCACAGCUCUAUCCAAUCGCCAUUUUCAUCAAGCCAAAAUCUGUGGAGGCCCUAAUGGAACUCAAUAAGCGGCAGACGUACGAGCAAGCCAAUAAAGUCUUUGACAAGGCAAUGAAGCUGGAACAGGAGUUCGGAGAGUUUUUCACAGCCAUAGUCCAGGGUGACUCACUAGAUGAGAUCUAUAAUAAAAUCAAGCUGAUCAUAGAGGAGCAGUCAGGCCCUUACAUCUGGAUCCCGUCUGCAGAGAAGCUCUGAGCUGGCCGCCUCCACCUGACCCCCCCCGUACCCACUCCCACCCGACACCUUCCCUCCUUCACUGAUAUGUUUCAUAUCAAGUUUUAGUGUCAUCAUUAUGUUACCCUCAAAUGAAAAUCGUCUUCUCACCAUUACUGUGACUGUGCACACCCCUGCAUGAGUUUCUCAGCAAUUCCAUUCAAGAUUGGAAAUGCCAUUCCUAACGAAAUCUUUUUGUCAUGUAAAACAAACAAAAAAAGGGAAACCUGAGCGAAUCAUUUCGGACAAACUUGUCGAAGAUGAGAAUGUCUUAACGAAGUGACUUCGGGGAGUUGGAGAGCGGGAACCUUGUAUAUGUUCACUGAAAAAGACAUUCGAGGAUGCUGUGUGAGGGUUUUUCUACGAGGACUACGCCUGCUGACGGUACCGUCACUGCUCGUGCUCAUACACAGAGAACUUGCAAACUGAUGGUGAUCUUCAGUACUCACUAAUCAGCUGGCUUCGAUCGGCUGCCUGGCCGUUUGUAUGUUCAGAGCAGAACAAAAUGGAAAACGGGGUUUGAAGAAAUACAUUUAUAUUACUGAAAUCACAUGGAAAUAAAAAUCCUACAGAUUUUACUACAUAAUACGAAAUGAAUACGGUACACAUUUUACACUUAACUAGAACUGACUACUCGGAGGGCUGUUAGAUUUCAUUUACUUGUCUUUGGGUUUUUGUGUUCUUUCUUUCUUGUGGUUUUUAGCUGCUCUGUAUUAAAGAUGGGGGGUAGAGAGGUGUAACUGGGCUCUCUGCAGACCACCAAACUGCCUUACGACGACGAGUAAACGCUUCUGUCAAAUUUGUGGGGGGGAUCAAUAAUAUUCAACCUGUCAGUGCUUAGCGGGAGACUCAGUUUUAGUGCUGUUUGUGAGUUUCCCGUCCAUCCUAUUGGAGGCCUAACUUGUGAGUGCAAUAGACUGAAGUGUCUUACCUCUGUAAAAUCCUUCUUUUUUUUUCUUUUUGCUUUGCUGUUUGUUUGUUUUUUUUACUUUAGCAAAAUCCAGUUUCGGCCACCAUUGGAGUUAUUGAAAAGCAGACAGCCCACUUGCACUUCCUCUGCCUUCCAUGACUAUAUUCUCUUCAGACUGAACGGUAACAAGGUACUGUCCUGUUAGCUGCCCUGGAGUGCAGCCUUAAAACGGGUAGAAUCAAGACAAUAAUUGUAUUGGAUGUCCUUCUUAAUAUUAAAGCGUUAGUGGAGCCUGAAAUUGACAGUUUUCCCCAAGAACUCGACGAUGGUUUGAUUAAAUCUGUUCUUUGUAAUGACAGCUUUUAAAUGAUUUUUUUUUUCUUCGACUUUAUUUCCGGGCUGAUGUUUACUCCACUGUGUUGAGCCUUGGGCCGGGCGAGCUCAGGAAUCUGAUGGAAAACUACUGCUUUUUUUUUUUAUCGAUAAGCCACUAAAGGGCCGCAAUCAUAUUGUGAUCAAGUAGAGUACGAACUCAAGGGAUGAUUUCCAAUCCUCUACCUGAACACCCAGACAUGCUGAUAUAUUAUACUUGUGUAUUCUAAAUAUUUAGUCCUUUUUUUUUAUUUGAUACUUUGUAAGCACUGUGUCUUACAUCAGUGUUCAGCCUGGAGAGAACGGGAUUGUGCUGGAACGGGACGGUGCUCACCGGUACAGAAGUACUUCCUUCAGUCUCUUGGCUCCCUCAAGAAGGCGAAUUUUUGUUUCUGUAUUGAGAAGUCUGGAUCCCGUGUAAAUGCAGGGAUAUCCAUCCCUGGCCCCUCUCUCUUUAUCUCUCCUGACCCGCAGGCAUUUUCUAAACAGGUGCGCUCACCUGCCAAGCAUCUCUGCGAAAUCAGCUGUCAUACCUGUGUCAAAACCAGAGUUCAGGGAAUAAUCGAAGGGAACAGAGCCAUUUAUAAACUGCUUACAGACUGUUUUAAUGGGUAUGAUAGCUGUAAAGUGUAAAUAUCGGCCCUCACUUGUGCUUCAUGCAUGUGUGAUACAACUGGGACAAACAUGUUUUUAUAAAUCACAAAUGUCAGGUAAGUAAACUUUGAAUUUAUUCUGAGAUUAAUUAAUUUCCAUACAAAUGUGCCGUAACGUUGGUAUUUUAUCUAUAGAAAAGAAACUAUCUUCAGCUGCCUAUCGGAACAUUUUUUUAGCGAGUCGGGAACUAGCUUCCCUACAUUACGGCCUGUCUACUUGUGAUAUCUUGUGGAACUUGUCUGAGUGUAUAGAUGAAAAACCAAUGUAAAAAAUUAUAUAAAUAUAAAUAUAUAUAUAUAUAUAAAGAGACAUGCGGACAGCAACCCGUAGAGUGAUAUUAAACCAGACGCAUAAAUAACUCAUUUAACGUAGAUCUGGCCCUCUGUGGUGUCGAGCGGAAACGCAGCUGACCCUUCGCACCAAUGAUGCUGGUCAGCCAUGUUGGUGAAGCCCAAAGAAUUCAUUGUACUAUAUUUCUACUGAGGUGGAUUGAAUGAGAGCAGCUCUGGUGUACUAAUGAGGGUCUGUGCUCUGGAAGGCAUGAGCGUCAAAUGGGGAGGGAAGGGGUCUGGUUUGUCUUUUUGAGUGAUUAUGAGUUUUUGAUGUGACAGCACACCUGUGCAGUAAGUGCUUGCAAAUAUGAACCCUCUGAUUGUACAGUAGUGUCCUCCCCAUGAUCACAGGUGGUACAGCCUAUCAGGACACGAGGAAAACCGCUCUUUUAUAUCCUGGUCAGGAGGGAACACAGUCCUACCAAUUACUAUUAUUUUGUUUUAUGUUGAUUUAUUUUUUCUUUUCUUUUUGGACUGGACAAGAGUUUAUUUGUUUGGAAAUAAACUAUGUGACUCUGUUACGAUUUCAA
Messenger RNA from Danio aesculapii, 5986 nucleotides. It is a transcript of the gene dlg3, whose product is annotated as discs, large homolog 3 (Drosophila). The record is from RefSeq and is a predicted model, not a curated record. NCBI's taxonomy places the organism in Eukaryota, Metazoa, Chordata, Actinopteri, Cypriniformes, Danionidae. Gene Ontology annotation, cellular component: neuromuscular junction; postsynaptic density membrane; neuron projection. Gene Ontology annotation, biological process: chemical synaptic transmission. Gene Ontology annotation, molecular function: kinase binding.